UUUGGUUUGCGGGGGUGCGUGACAACUGCAGCUUACUGCCUACCUCCCAGCUGGCGCCGCGUCCGCAUGAGAGCCACACUUGAUGACGCUGAGCCGGCCGUCUCCUUCGCAGUUGAUCGGCGAUCCAGGCGCAGAUCAGGUGCUGAGCCGCGAAGGGCAGGAAAUCCUGCGCUGGGCGAUCCCCGGCCUAGCCCUGCUCGCUGGCCUCUUUUUAGAGCACGCUGGGCUGUAUUUGGCAACGCGUAGAUAUGUCCAGUGGAUGGACGAGCUCCAAAGACCCGGCCUCGAGCUGCACAUCCAACUGGAAGGCUCUGCGAACGAGAGUUUGGGCUCGGAUCUGGGCUUCAUCGCCGUGUUGCUGGAGAUCCUGGCCGACCUACUGCCGGUACUCUGCUUGGGCCUUAUCCUGUGCCUGGGCGACUUGCGCUUAUGGUGUCAGACCAUGUUCUCGGCCGCCCUUCUGAUGACCCUCAAGGGCUUCGCUUCCUGGGCCACGGUGGUGCCAGACGCGCGGGGAUGGAAGGCCUGCCAAGAGAGGCUGGGCUUGGACGGGCUCCGGUACUACCGGGAGGACCUGCCCAUGUCGAAGAUGGUGCCUGACAUUCUCCUUUUAGAGGUGCGGGGCCUAUGGGUGGGAAGUCCGCUGCGUCAGCGCCUCUGCGCAGAUGCUCCGUUCUGCAGCAGCAUUUGUCUCUCUACCCUCUUCUGCACCAGUCUUUGCGAGGUCAGCAUGACAUCUUGGAUUGCAAGUCGAGAGGACUCCGGCCUACUGCCGGCCAUGGCACAAUGCAUCAGGUGCCUGCUGCUGGUUUUGAUGCUCGGCACUGCGCUGGUGCAGGGUAUCUUGACGUCCCGGGCGGAGGCCACUGCUCUGGGCAUGGUCUUAGCGCUGGCAGUCUAUGGCAAUCCGGCCUUAGCACUGGCGGUGGACGCCUGGUGCCAGCCUCAAGCGGCGCCGCCGGCUCUGGGCCCCCCGGGCCCGCUGCCGACCUCUCCGAACUCCAGCUUCGCCUUGAUGCCAAGAAGCUGCCGCCCAGGUCGAAGAUUGUCAUGCAAUUCACGAUGUCGGCAAGGUGCUGCUGCUGCCUCCCUGGGCGCGGCACGAGUACUGCUACCUGCGAAAGCGGCCUCAGGAGAGCAACCUGCUGCAGCAGCAGGCAUUGUUACAGCAGAUGGUCGCGAGCAUGCAGAAAUCCCAGGAGAGGCACUUGUUCGAAGGGAGCAGAAGAAGAGGGAGCUGCUCAAGAAGGAGGAGGCGGAUGAGCUGCUGAGCGCGCAGCGCGCGGACCGCUUCUCAGAGCAGAGGAUCCAGGAGGCGGUGUCCGACCAGCAGCGGAUGCUCCACAGCCGGGCCAGAAAGACGCGACACGUCACGGUGACCUUCGGGAAGGAGCCGGAACUCCGAGGGCCUGCUGCUGUCCAGCACCAUGAAGCCCUGCAAGUCUGAGCCGCGGCUGUAGCCAUCGAUCCGAUGAUCCGGCCCGAGGGCCUCUGGAACACCGAGGGCCUCAUGGCUCCACCCACCCGCCUUCUAAAAAGGCGGAGUC
This is a messenger RNA of Effrenium voratum, 1547 nucleotides long. Lineage: Eukaryota; Dinophyceae; Suessiales; Symbiodiniaceae. The record is from the annotation of a GenBank genome assembly.